Molecule: messenger RNA, 150 nt
Organism: Volvox carteri f. nagariensis
Lineage: Eukaryota; Viridiplantae; Chlorophyta; Chlorophyceae; Chlamydomonadales; Volvocaceae
Exons: 1
Source: RefSeq, a predicted model, not a curated record
CCCCGAAACAAAUUAUGCCAGAUAACCCCCCAAAUAGCAUCGGUCCAUGCAAACCCCCGAACCACAUUGCGCCAGGUAACCCCUCAAAUAGCAUCGGUCCAUGCAAACCCACCGAACCACAUUAUGCCAGGUAACCCCCCAAUAGCAUAG